AUGAAUCAAACUCUGAAAAUCAACACAACUGAAAAAUUUGCAACACCCGAAGAAUUGGCUCAACGCAUCAAUAAAGUGCUCUAUUUUGCAACCAACACCGGCUGUGCAUUCUACAAGACCUUUUACGAACAUACUAUAGCGAAGUUUGACCAAAUCGGACAGAACAAAAAAAUAGUCGAGAAUACACUCACCACUCUGAAAGUGAUCGAAAAUCUCGUACAAACAGCAUGUGGCAACCUCGAUAUAAUCAAAGAAUCAAUGGAACCAUCAAUAAUCACACCAAUUCCAUCGGCAACUACACCGAUUCCGUCGAGCUCUUCAGCAGCACCAGCCAUUUGCCCACAACUUUGA
Sitodiplosis mosellana (orange wheat blossom midge) is the source of this 351-nucleotide messenger RNA. RefSeq lists its product as uncharacterized. The coding region runs from base 1 to 351 and encodes 116 amino acids. The record is from RefSeq and is a predicted model, not a curated record. The transcript is spliced from 4 exons. NCBI's taxonomy places the organism in Eukaryota, Metazoa, Arthropoda, Insecta, Diptera, Cecidomyiidae.